Molecule: messenger RNA, 3293 nt
Organism: Suillus bovinus
Lineage: Eukaryota; Fungi; Basidiomycota; Agaricomycetes; Boletales; Suillaceae
Exons: 10
Coding region: 42-3080 (1012 amino acids)
Biological process (GO): SCF-dependent proteasomal ubiquitin-dependent protein catabolic process
Cellular component (GO): SCF ubiquitin ligase complex
Source: RefSeq, a predicted model, not a curated record
AAGUUGCACAACAACGUGUUUAGUUACCCACACUACUACUCAUGAAUGAAACACUGCAGGUCGACGAAGCUACUCCUCUGUUACCAGCGUCACCUAGUUUCACGGAACGUCCUGCUGUACUUCCCGCGGUGUGUCGGUACCGCUCAGGAGGCUUAAAUGCCGAUGGUACCCUGGAUUCGCAAUAUAGGUUUCCAUCUGAUGCGGAGCGGACUGCAUUUAUGUUGCUUGUCCAACUACAUUUUAAUGAAUCACACUACGGUGCCCUGAACGACUCUUCAGAUAUCUGGGAAAACUGGCAACAUGCCAGAGACGCCUCGUCUGUCACUGAGGACACUGGACGACGUGCUAGCGAAAUAUUGAACCAAUUCCUCCUGAAUCAUAGCAGUUCUUCUGCCAUCCAAACUAUCUUUUGGACAGCCUUUCCUCUGAAAGAUACGGGGUACAGAACUACGAGAGUAAUCGAUAUGUUGACGGGGGACCAUACUCCUCCGGAGCUUCUUACGCACCCCAUCGUAGAAGCCGUAGUCAUCAAGUAUUGGAAAUAUGGGAUGAAAGCUGAAUCCGCGCGGGAUCGCAGCUUGAGUUUGAUAGGACACUUUGAUGCACUUUCGACACCCAGAAUUCUGCAUUUCAUUGAUUUCUUGGGCCGACUGGUCUUUAUGGGUUCACUUAUUCACUACCUGUUGUAUCCACCACACUUCCGCAUAACCCUAGGACAAAGUGAGCAAGGCACUCGAGAGAUUGCUCUUACUUUCAUGUCUGCCGCAUCCCUUGCUCGAUCGUGGUCAAUACAUACUCUACCGGCGAUGUUUGUGUUCCCCGCAUUCGUUAUGACUCUUCCAUCUGUCCCUUUCCCUGGAAGUGCCUCAUUCUCUGUGCUUCACAUUGCCCUCCUACUCCAGCUAUUUCUCCUUCACCUCCCUAACUCUCCCGGCUUACCCUUCGCAAUAAAGCCUGAGAGCACCAUACCCCUCUCUACGUUGCUUUCGCACGGAGCAACUCGCAUCGUCAUACCGGUCACCCUCUUUUUCUUUCCGGUCCUAUUACUCGCGAUAUUCCUUGUAUCCGCUUCGCUCGUCGACACUCCCCUGUCAGUGUUAACAAACUCUCUGGAAGUAGCUCCGAUGGAUAGCCGAUUUUCAUUCUUCAUCCUCUUCAUCACUGUCAUCAUGUUAUUAUUGGGUGGACUUGCCGUGACCUUAGCGAUGUUCCCAACGGCACUAUCAACCGCCUUAACAAGUAAAUGGGAUCGUUACUCACGAGAAAUCGGGUUGCACGCACGCAGGUCAUUCGUGGAAGCCCUUAUCCAGUAUGAACCUUAUUACUUUCCGGUUCCAUUCAACGUGCUCCAACUUGUUGUGCGAGUACCUUGCACAGUGUUCUCUUGGUUUGGGCGUCCAGUGACACCGUGCACCAAGUCAAUAGAGAAGGUAGUAUGGAGAGCCAGUGUAGGAUUAAUUGGAGCUGUGAUUUCCGGCUUCGGCCUUUGGGAAAGUUCAGUCUCGAGAAUCACUCUCAUGUCCAAACGGAAGGCGGAAACCUCCCAACGACUUGCAAAGCGACGGAGGGCAGGAGUCCCCGCCUUUGGUGCAGAAACCCAGGAUGAUGGUCAGGUCAAUCUCGCACCGAGCCUCUCCACAGCAUCUGCCUUUUCCACGCGCUUUGUGCCAUCCACAGGCGCGAUUCCUAACCUUUCCGUAUUAUGCGCGCGCUCCUUCGUCACGAACCUGCGGGCACUACACGACACUCGUGAUGACUGGGAAAGCACGCUCAAGUGGUUAAAGCUUAUGCCCGACAAUCUGGUGCCCGGACUGUUCGCUAUGCUGAGAUCCUUCUGUCCACAACUACUUACCAGCGCAAUGAUAACUUCCUAUUUUCUACGAGGCCCAUCGAUUGUACUGACCAGUGACCUCCCAGGAGUAAACAAGAUCACAAUUUUGGCUACUGCUGCAGUUGGCAAUUCGCUGCAUGAACUACAUCUUACGGGAUUCGUUAAAUUUGCUGAUUCUGUCUUUGCGACUGUCCUGCCAUCCAUGCCGUCCCUCAGAAUCUUGGUUCUUCGUGGUUGCGUCAAAGUGGGGUCCGCCACUGCGGAAGCUGCCGCACGGUCUUGCCCCUUGCUUUUGACUGUGAACUUCAAUUAUACCGCUGUCCCGCCUGUGGCACUCGUCAAACUCCUGAAAACGUGUUCUGAGCUUAAGGUGCUAAAGCUUGCCGGGAUACCGAACUGGACUGAUGCAACCUUUGCCAAAUUAUCUUCUGCCGUAUUCGCAGACAAGAGUUUCAUACUGAGGAAUAUACAAACAUUAAAACUACGUCAGUUGGACCUUUCAGAAAGCUCAAUUAGUCCCUUUUUGGCCCGUUGUCCGAACCUCACUCGGCUGGACCUCUCCUUCACGCAUAUUCACCGACUACUGCCGGCUAUGCUAGUAGAGGCGAGAAUAGAAAAGCUGUCCUUGACAUCUACUGCGAUUUCCAGCGUUGAUGUCGUGGCACUCAUCUCUAGCCUUCCUCGCAUCAAAUCUCUGGCUCUCGGGGCACUUGGAGGUAGGCAAGGGUCGUCAGUAGCUAUUGGAAAUACCUCUGCGAUGACGAUGACGGACCAGACGCUGGAGUCAUUGACAAACGUGUUGAAAGAUUUUGGGCAACUCGAAAAGAUCAGUUUGGUCGGAAAUACAAAAUUAGGGGCUACCUUUCGUCGUAGCGAAGCCCUGGGGUACUUCAUUCGAUGCGUCGGAAGGAAAUGCAAGUACCUCAACAUGUCAGGUGUGCAUCACCUACAGUCGCUUGAUCUUUCUGGGCUCUUGCCGCAAGACGACGAAAACAAACCACCCAGACUCGAACAGCUCAUUCUCAACAACACUGGUGUGAAUGAUGAUGCCACGCCUUAUUUGGCAUGCUGCUCAAAUCUUGUGGUGUUAGAACUAGCGGGUACAAAAAUAAGCAGUGCUGGUCUCUUUUCUGUCAUCGACACCUGCCCUAAAUUACAAAUGUUGAACCUCACAAGUUGUAGGAGCGUAAGUGUGACUGAUAGACGUCGUUUUUUUGAGGCGUGGAAGCACAACUCAGAGGAAACUUGAAAGAGUCGUAUGUUUGGGAGCGGCACCCACAGUGGGAGCCAGGCGAUUUAUUUCCGCGGAACUAUUUAGUUCUGUCGGAUACAAGUCCCCACGAUGUGUGAGAGACUGAGAGCAGAGCGCAUUGUCAUUUACAUUGUUACAUAAUUUGCAUUAAAUCAUCCUUUUUGUCUCCUAUAUUCUUUUGUGUACGCGUUGUUUGGUUAGCUCUACUUG